AUUUUGACUAUGGUGGCGUUGAUGUUUCUGAUGCUGAUGUCUACAGAAACAGCGCGUGGACGUGUCUUUUCCGCUUAGAAAACCAAGAUGGCUCGUGGACCGAAAAAGCAUUUGAAGCGUCUUAAUGCACCGAAAGCAUGGAUGCUGGACAAACUUGGGGGUGUUUAUGCUCCGCGACCAUCCACAGGUCCACAUAAAUUGAGAGAGUCUCUUCCUCUCGUAAUUUUUCUCCGAAACCGAUUGAAAUAUGCAUUAACCAAUUCAGAAGUAACAAAAAUUGUAAUGCAGAGAUUGAUUAAAGUUGAUGGGAAAGUGAGAACUGAUCCCAAUUAUCCUGCCGGUUACAUGGAUGUCAUUACAAUCAACAAGACCGGUGAAUACUUCCGACUUAUCUAUGAUGUUAAAGGACGUUUUACCACUCACCGAAUUUCAGCAGAAGAAGCUAAGUACAAACUGUGCAAGGUAAAACGCGUUCAAACUGGACCGAAGGGAAUCCCAUUUUUGGUAACACACGACGGAAGGACAAUUCGUUACCCAGAUCCCCUCAUCAAGGUUAAUGACACUAUCCAUCUGGAUAUUGCGUCAGGCAAAAUCUUAGAUUCCAUACGGUUUGAUUCAGGUAAUCUUUGCAUGAUCACUGGUGGGAGGAAUUUAGGGCGCGUCGGCACGGUCGUCAGCCGCGAACGUCAUCCCGGGUCAUUUGAUAUUUGCCAUAUUAAAGACUCACAGGGACACACCUUUGCUACGAGGUUGAACAACGUAUUCAUCAUCGGCAAGGGUACUAAAUCGUACAUUAGCUUGCCCAGAGACAAGGGUGUUAAGCUAUCGAUUGCCGAAGAGCGCGACAGGAGAUUAGCAGCGAAGGGAGUUAAUUAAUGUAAAUUUGCAAGAAAAAUAUUUAAUAAACCGAGAAGUUCUUGGCGAAUAAAAAUAUU
Messenger RNA from Ceratina calcarata, 935 nucleotides. It is a transcript of the gene RpS4, whose product is annotated as ribosomal protein S4. Lineage: Eukaryota; Metazoa; Arthropoda; Insecta; Hymenoptera; Apidae. Gene Ontology annotation, biological process: translation. The transcript is spliced from 6 exons. Gene Ontology annotation, cellular component: cytosolic small ribosomal subunit; ribosome. Bases 88 to 876 code for a protein of 262 amino acids. Gene Ontology annotation, molecular function: structural constituent of ribosome; RNA binding. The record is from RefSeq and is a predicted model, not a curated record.